Messenger RNA from Magallana angulata, 1070 nucleotides. RefSeq names its product coatomer subunit epsilon-like. The transcript is spliced from 10 exons. The coding region runs from base 22 to 927 and encodes 301 amino acids. Lineage: Eukaryota; Metazoa; Mollusca; Bivalvia; Ostreida; Ostreidae. Gene Ontology annotation, biological process: retrograde vesicle-mediated transport, Golgi to endoplasmic reticulum; endoplasmic reticulum to Golgi vesicle-mediated transport; intra-Golgi vesicle-mediated transport. Gene Ontology annotation, molecular function: structural molecule activity; protein binding. The record is from RefSeq and is a predicted model, not a curated record. Gene Ontology annotation, cellular component: COPI vesicle coat.
CACGCAUGCGUUGAAGGAAAUAUGGCUACCGAAAGAGAUGUUGACGAACUCUUCGAGAUAAAAACAGCAUUAUACACGGGAAACUACCAACACUGCAUUAAUGAAUGUCACAAAUUACGGUUGUCAAACCCCGAGCUGAAAACAGCUAAAGAUGUCAUUAUGUACAGAGCUUAUUUGGCUCAAAGAAAAUAUGGUGUUGUUCUGGAUGAAAUCAAUUCCUCCCACCCACCCGAGCUGCAGGCAGUGAAGAUGUUUGCUGAUUAUUUGUCCAAUGAAAACAAAAGAACCUCCAUUGUGAGAGAUUUAGACCAAAAGAUGAGUGGCAGUGUUGACGUUUCAAACAGCACAUUCCUCGUCAUGGCAGCAUCAAUUUACAACCAUGAACAAAACAGUGAUGCUGCACUAAGAGCCCUACACCAGUCGGAUGCUUUGGAAUGCAUUGCUUUAUCUAUCCAGAUUUUACUUAAACUGGACAGAGUUGAUCUUGCAAGGAAGGAACUAAAGAGAAUGCAGGAGAUAGAUGAGGAUAGCAUUCUCACACAGCUGGCCCAGGCCUGGUUUAACUUGUCUGUGGGAGGAGAGAAGUAUCAGGAUGCCUACUACAUUUUCCAAGAGAUGGCCGAUAAACACAACUCUACCCCUCUCCUGCUGAAUGGCCAGGCAGCCUGUUACAUGGCCCAGGGCAAAUUUGAUGAUGCUGAAUCUGUGCUACAGGAGGCCAUAGAUAAGGACUCCAAUAAUCCAGAGACUCUGGUAAACAUGAUAGUCCUUACACAACAUAUUGGGAAACCACCAGAGGUCAGUAAUAGAUAUGUGUCCCAGCUGAAGGACUCUCAUCGGAAUCAUCCAUUUGUCAGAGACUAUUUACAAAAGGAGAGUGACUUUGAUAGGAUAUCUCGCAACUACACCCCCUCAGUAACAGCCUAAUAGACACAGACAGUGUAUCAUCAUUUUCAUGUCUUUUUAGUAUCUCUUUGAAUGUGGACAUUGUGUACAUUUGUACUGACUCUAAUUUUAUGACUGGGAAGGAUCAAUAUUGUAUAAAUAUUUAUUAAACUUGAAAAAACUUG